GACAGGAAAAGGAAGAAGAAUUUUGUUUCUAGUUUAGCAAGCGUAGCAAGGUGGCUGAUAUACAUUACAUAUUUUGUGUAUUUUCCACUUCUUACACGUUCUGGACUUAUUAAGUUGUUUGGAAACUACUAAGUUAGUAACAUUAUUUAGGGAAAAAACACAGACUCAUGCUUCAGUAGGUGGCGGUAAACUACCAGGGAGGGGAAAAGAAGAAGAAGCAAAAAAAAAAAAAGAAGCAUGGCUGCUGACAUGAGAUUACCAACUGUUCGAAAAGCAGUGUCCCUAUCAGUUUCUGCUUUCGACCGAAAGGAUCUGGUGGUCCCCGGCGAUGUUAUCACUUCAGACACUGGUUUCAUGAGGGGUCAUGGCACCUAUGUUGAUGAGGACAAGCUGACGGCUUCAGUCGCCGGAGAAGUACAGAGAGUGGACAAACUGAUCUGUGUCAGACCGCUUAAGACCAGGUUCAACGGUGAAGUUGGAGAUGUGGUGGUUGGCAGAAUAACAGAGGUACAACAGAAACGGUGGAAGGUGGAAACAAACUCCAGACUGGACUCCGUUCUUUUGCUGUCUUCUGUCAAUCUGCCGGGAGGAGAGCUGAGGAGACGAUCAGCAGAAGAUGAGCUCACCAUGAGAGAAUACCUUCAGGAGGGCGAUCUCAUCAGUGCAGAGGUGCAGUCUGUCUUCUCAGAUGGAGCCCUAUCACUUCACACCCGUAGUUUAAAGUAUGGAAAAUUGGGCCAAGGAGUGCUGGUGCAGCUUUCUCCUUCUCUCAUCAAGAGGCAGAAAACACAUUUCCACAACCUGCCAUGCGGUGCAUCUAUCAUCCUCGGGAAUAACGGUUUUGUGUGGUUGUAUCCCACACCGGAACAGCAGGAGGAAGAGGCUGGGGGCUUCUACACCAGCCUGGAGCCUGUCAGUCUGUCAGAUCGAGAGGUGAUCUCACGGUUGAGAAACUGCCUACUGGCUUUGGCUGCACACAAGGUCCUUUUGUAUGACACCAGUGUUCUCUAUUGCUAUGAAUUUUCAGUUCAACACCAGGUCAAGGACAUCUUGAAACCAGAAGUGAUGGAGGAGAUUGUAAUGUUGACGCAACAGAAGCUGUUGGAACAGGAAGGUUAAAGAGCAUAAAUCCUAACCGUGACCUUGUACACAAAACCAAGAUUGCAUCAAGCAGCUACGUCAGGGACCACCUAGCACCCUUCCUUUUGUGACAGUCUGAUGUUCACUUAACAUAACUGCUGAUUAUUGUUUGACUGCUAAAGGGAGGGAUGGGUAACUUUUACAAUUCCACAGCAUUCAUACAUUACUAGACCUGCUGUUCUUAUGAUUUACAGAGGUAUAUUCAAACACUUUUUUAUAAUGUGUGGUGUUAAACAAAACUGUUGUAUGCAAUAAAUGUUCUAUAAUUUUCA
Molecule: messenger RNA, 1412 nt
Organism: Dicentrarchus labrax (European seabass)
Lineage: Eukaryota; Metazoa; Chordata; Actinopteri; Moronidae
Gene: exosc2
Product: exosome component 2
Exons: 9
Coding region: 238-1119 (293 amino acids)
Biological process (GO): exonucleolytic trimming to generate mature 3'-end of 5.8S rRNA from tricistronic rRNA transcript (SSU-rRNA, 5.8S rRNA, LSU-rRNA); CUT catabolic process; U4 snRNA 3'-end processing
Cellular component (GO): nuclear exosome (RNase complex); cytoplasmic exosome (RNase complex)
Molecular function (GO): RNA binding
Source: RefSeq, a predicted model, not a curated record